UGUCGGCCAGCGAGCAGCAUGGAGGCGCCCUGGGGGAUCGGCAACGCCGAGCGGAGCUGGUACGUCUCGGCCCAGCAGUCCGAAGCGGCGGAGGCGGAAGAGUUGAGCCCGUUGCUAAGCAACGAACUUUACAGACAGGGAUCCCCAGGUGUUUCAUUUGGUUUGUCUGUGUUUAAUUUGACAAAUGCCAUCAUGGGAAGUGGCAUCCUUGGUUUAGCUUAUGUUAUGGCUCAUACUGGCAUCCUUGGAUUUAGUUUCUUGUUGCUGAUAGUUGCUCUCCUGGCUUCCUACUCAGUUCACCUCCUGCUAAGUAUGUGUAUUCAGACAGCUGUGACAUCUUAUGAAGAUCUUGGACUCUUUGCAUUUGGAUUACCUGGAAAGAUGGUGGUAGCAGGCACCAUCAUAAUUCAGAAUAUUGGAGUCCUCUCAAAGUGCGGAAAGGAUGAUGAACUCAUUUUAGAUGUACUAGUUUGUAUUGUCCCCUGGGAGACUGGGAUUGGACGUGCUGUUUCAACGCCAUCUGCUGGUCAGCUCAUCUGUGGACAUACUACAGCUUUUUUGAACCUGAACACUAUGUCAUCAUAUCUUGUAAUUAUUAAAACAGAGCUUCCUGCUGCUAUUUCAGAAUUUUUGUCAGGAGGCCAUACUGGGUCUUGGUAUCUUGAUGGACAAAUACUACUAAUAAUCAUUUGUGUUGGCAUUGUGUUCCCUCUUGCACUUCUUCCUAAAAUAGGCUUUCUUGGCUACACGAGUAGUUUAUCAUUUUUCUUUAUGGUGUUCUUUGCUGUUGUGGUAAUAAUUAAAAAAUGGUCCAUCCCUUGUCCUCUGCCAUUAAAUUAUAUAGAACAAUCUUUCCAGAUUUCAAAUGCUACAGAUGAUUGUAAACCAAAGCUCUUUCAUUUCUCCAAAGAGAGUGCUUAUGCCAUACCUACCAUGGCUUUUUCAUUUCUCUGCCAUACCUCAAUAUUGCCCAUAUACUGUGAACUUCAAAGCCCUUCAAAGAAAAGAAUGCAAAAUGCAACCAAUACAGCAAUUGCUUUAAGUUUUCUCAUUUAUUUUAUAUCUGCACUCUUUGGAUACCUCACGUUUUAUGGCAGGACAUGGAACGUUCUUGAGAACGCUCAAUCUUCGUAUCCCUCGUCUGACUGGGGGCGCAGAAGACAUUGGGAAAAUGGAAGACUGACAUGGAGCAAAGCAUGGUCAGCAUGUACAAAUUCUGUCACUGACUACCACUGGCUUGCUGAGUAAGCCAUUUCCCUACAACUACAUUUUCUUAUGAAAGAGGAAUUUACAGGUGAAAUGUUGAUGAAACAGACAACAUGUACAGAAGUGUAAGAUUCUAGAAAACGUUGCGGUAUUGAGGAAAGGGUAUUGGCUUUGGCACCAAAAAAAAAAAGUGGGUACUCUUUUAGCUCUUCGAGCUCUGCCCCUUUGUGCUGUGUGAUCUUGGGCAAGUCCAUUAAUAUUUUUCAGCCUAGCUACCCUCUUAAUUGUUAUAAGGGUACACAUGAUACCCUUUCAAUGAUACAUGUGAAAGCACCUUACAAAACAAACAAAUGUUCAAGACCUUUGGAUUAUGGAAAAGUUCUCAAGUUAUAUGUAUAUAUAUAGAUACAGAUAUAUAUAGAUAUGUAUACAUAUAUAUGUAUUUUCAUGGUCAUAAUUUUAGAAGUUCUGCUGAUUUCUAGUUUAAUUAAAAGAAAAGAUUGUAACUUUAAAGCAGAUAUUUAACUAAUGUCUUUAUGUUUCAAAGGCUAGGGAAAAGGCCAGAGAUGGUUUUGGUACUGAGAAUCCAAAACUUGUUAAGAUCCAUUUGUGCAAAGUAAAAUAGUUUUGCUGUUAUUGACAUCAUAGUAGUUUAAAAUGUGAUCCUUAUUAUUGUUUUAA
Prionailurus viverrinus (fishing cat) is the source of this 1887-nucleotide messenger RNA. It is a transcript of the gene SLC38A6, whose product is annotated as solute carrier family 38 member 6. Gene Ontology annotation, molecular function: L-glutamine transmembrane transporter activity. Gene Ontology annotation, biological process: L-glutamine transport; amino acid transmembrane transport. The transcript is spliced from 15 exons. NCBI's taxonomy places the organism in Eukaryota, Metazoa, Chordata, Mammalia, Carnivora, Felidae. The record is from RefSeq and is a predicted model, not a curated record. The coding region runs from base 19 to 1248 and encodes 409 amino acids.